This is a messenger RNA of Onychomys torridus (southern grasshopper mouse), 7201 nucleotides long. RefSeq names its product actin binding LIM protein 1 (gene Ablim1). The transcript has 24 exons. Gene Ontology annotation, molecular function: actin filament binding. NCBI's taxonomy places the organism in Eukaryota, Metazoa, Chordata, Mammalia, Rodentia, Cricetidae. Gene Ontology annotation, cellular component: actin cytoskeleton; stress fiber. The coding region runs from base 380 to 2611 and encodes 743 amino acids. Gene Ontology annotation, biological process: cilium assembly; lamellipodium assembly; cytoskeleton organization. The record is from RefSeq and is a predicted model, not a curated record.
GGCCAGAGUGUGGACGACGCAGACCCCAUUACAUGCCCCACCUUGCUCAGGAACAAAGCUCUGCCCGGCUCGAUAGCCAAGAGGGCACCGUGCGUCCCCAGCACCCCCUGGACCCGAGUGGGCCCGGCCUGCCUGCGGGCACCGGGCGGGGGAGACGGCCCCGCCCAGCCGGUCCUUGCUGUCAGCCGCGCCGCGCCCUGCAGAUCCAGCCUGCCCGCCGGGCCGCCCGGAGCGCCGCCGAGCAGGUGUCCUGCGGGAGGCGUCCGCCAGGGCCGGGAGGCGCGCGAGCCUGUGUGCGCGUCUCGGGAUCCUGUCUUCCCCACGCCCUGCCCUGCGGGUUUCUCCUCUCCCUCCGGAUUCGGCUGCAGCUGCCUGAGCCAUGUCCACCCGAGUGGCCCAUCCUCAGGACCCUCACCACUCAUCAGAGAAACCUGCCAUUCACUGCCAUAAAUGUGGGGAGCCAUGCAAGGGCGAAGUACUCCGGGUCCAGACCAAGCAUUUCCAUAUCAAAUGUUUCACCUGCAAAGUGUGUGGCUGCGACCUGGCCCAAGGAGGCUUCUUCAUAAAGAACGGGGACUAUCUGUGCACCCUGGACUACCAGAGGAUGUACGGGACACGGUGCCAUGGUUGUGGGGAGUUCGUGGAGGGUGAGGUGGUCACUGCCCUGGGCAAGACCUACCAUCCCAACUGCUUUGCCUGCACUAUCUGCAAGCGCCCGUUUCCACCCGGAGACCGAGUCACAUUCAAUGGGAGAGACUGUCUCUGUCAGCUUUGCGCACAGCCGAUGUCUUCCAGCCCUAGAGAAGCCACCUGCUCAAGCAACUGCGCUGGCUGUGGACGGGAUAUUAAGAACGGGCAGGCACUGCUGGCCCUGGACAAGCAAUGGCAUUUGGGCUGCUUCAAGUGCAAGUCCUGCGGGAAGGUCCUUACUGGCGAGUACAUCAGCAAGGACGGCUCCCCGUACUGUGAAAAGGACUACCAGGGACUCUUUGGGGUGAAGUGUGAAGCCUGCCACCAGUUUAUCACAGGAAAAGUCCUAGAGGCAGGUGACAAACACUAUCACCCCAGCUGCGCACGAUGCAGCAGAUGCAACCAGAUGUUCACAGAAGGGGAAGAAAUGUAUCUUCAAGGUUCUACUGUGUGGCAUCCCGACUGUAAGCAGUCCACCAAGACAGAGGAGAAGCUGCGGCCCACCAGGACCUCCUCUGAAAGUAUUUAUUCUAGACCAGGCUCCAGCAUCCCUGGCUCACCAGGCCAUACUAUCUAUGCAAAAGUAGACAAUGAAAUACUGGAUUACAAGGAUUUAGCAGCCAUUCCCAAGGUCAAGGCAAUUUAUGAUAUUGAGCGUCCAGACCUCAUUACCUAUGAACCCUUCUACACUUCAGGCUAUGAGGACAAGCAGGAGAGACAGAGCCUUGGAGAGUCUCCAAGGACUUUGUCUCCUACUCCGUCGGCAGAAGGUUACCAGGAUGUUCGGGAUCGGAUGAUCCAGCGGUCCACCAGCCAGGGCUCCAUCAACUCCCCUGUCUACAGCCGGCACAGUUACACUCCAACUACGUCCCGCUCACCACAGCAUUUCCACCGCCCUGAGCUUUUGUCUCCUGGUGUGCACAGGUGGUCCCCCCUGCGCACCAGCAGCUUCAGCUCCACCCACAGCGACUCCCGUCCCAACCCCCCCUUCAGACACCACUUCCUCCCCUAUGUCAAAGGCAAUGAGCCGUCCAGCGGCCGGAGCUCCCCUCUCCCUUACCGGCCCGACAGCCGCCCUCUAACUCCAACUUACGCUCAGGCCCCUAAACAUUUCCAUGUUCCAGAUCAAGGGAUCAACAUUUACCGAAAACCUCCCAUCUACAAACAGCAUGAUGCAGCUGCCUUGGCAGCCCAGAGCAAGGCUUCAGAAGACAUCAUCAAGUUUUCCAAGUUCCCCGCAGCCCAGGCGCCAGAUCCCAGCGAGAUACCAAAGAUUGAGACGGACCACUGGCCUGGUCCCCCCUCUCUUGCUGCCGUAGGAACUGACAUGAGACGCAGAUCUAGUGGCAGAGAGGAAGAUGAGGAGGAACUCCUGAGACGCCGGCAGCUUCAAGAAGAGCAAUUGAUGAAGCUCAACUCAGGCCUGGGGCAGUUGAUACUGAAGGAGGAGAUGGAGAAGGAGAACAGAGAAAGAGCGUCCCUGCUGGCCAGUCGUUAUGACUCUCCCCUGCACUCAGCUGCACAUGGUCCAUCAUCAAAAACUUCGUCUCUCCCUGGUUAUGGCAAGAAUGGCCUUCACCGGCCGGUUUCCACAGACUUUGCUCAGUACAACAGCUAUGGAGACGUCAGUGGCGGAGUUCGAGACUACCAGACCCUUCCAGAUGGCCACAUGCCAGCCAUGAGAAUGGACCGAGGCGUGUCCAUGCCCAACAUGUUGGAACCAAAGAUAUUUCCAUAUGAAAUGCUCAUGGUGACCAACAGAGGGCGCAACAAAAUCCUAAGGGAUGUGGAUAGAACACGGCUGGAGCGUCACUUAGCCCCAGAAGUAUUUUGGGAAAUCUUUGGGAUGUCCAUACAGGAAUUUGACAAGUUACCUCUUUGGAGACGCAACGACAUGAAGAAAAAAGCUAAACUCUUCUAAGUCCCCUGAAUAAAUGACAACCAGGAAAUGACUCUCAGUGGCGGUGGUGCCUAGAACCUUGUAUUAAGGCCCAGAAUCACCAAUCAGAGAAUUUGUUCGCUACCAUCUCCCAGCAGCAACACUGAGGGAAAGUCUGACCUCAGCACCCAUGAGCCACAUCCUGGGCCAACAGUCACACUUGCCGAGCAGUGACGGGGUAGAGAUUUCUAAGUUCCCAAACUCAGCAGUAAUGUCCACACGUGACCUUGUCACGUGACUAUGUCCACAACAAGGGUCUUCUUUCUCCUUUUAUUUUCCCCUUUAACCAAUGUCUAACUUAGUGCUGCGUCUACCUGUAAGAGUCUGUAAGUGUCCUUAGGAAGCCACACAGGAAGAAAUGACUGGGAGUCCCAAAGUGUGAGUCUAUUUAUUACGUAGCGCUGUGGCUGAGGAGGAGUCCAGAGGCCCGCACUGAUGUGGUAGCAACAACUUGGCCUUCGUUGGCAGCCUCCCUCUGCUCUGCCUGGGCUCUGGGGGAACUAGAACUCCCUCAGGGAACCAGGUAGUUCUGAGUGCACGGCUGAGAACCAGCAAAAAUGAUUUGAAUAAGUCUCUCUUCCCUUCCUGUGUGCUAGGACCUGAUUGGCCAACUGCUGGGGGGGGGGGGGAUUAAGAGAAAAGGAAAAGGAAAAAGAGGUGAAGGAAGCCCGCCCUUUCUGAGCGUCUUUUCUGAUGUUGUGCUCAGCUUUCUCCCUAUACAUUGACAGGAGCUGGUGUGUUCACCUUUGCAAACAAAGGAAAGGCAAAUUGAGUUUCCAGGUUGGUCCAGCGGCUGCGGGGUGACUUGUGCCCAUGUUCCAUGUCUCUCUUAAAGAAGAAAAGUCUGUGCCCUCCUACGUGGUCACAAGUUCUCCCCUUAGCGUCCCCUGCUGUCUGUCUGUCUGUCUGUCUGUCAGCUGAUGGUCAGGUCAAGUCCUGGCGGGUACAGUGUUUUAAGGGCAUAGCCUAACUUUUCUCCUUCAGAUCUCUGCAACCCUGAUGUAGAUUGCUCCUGACGAUUUUGGGUGGCCUGGUUUAAGUUUCCUUCUUGCUGGCACAACUGACAUGUGCCUGUGUGUGACUCACCCAGGGAAGUUCUGAGAGUCUGUCUGUGAGUCUUUGUAACCUCUGCUUGAACGUUUCCCACACUGACCUGUGGCUCUGGAGAGGGCUUUGCACAAGAGCAUGUGACCCAGAGAUCAAGAGGGAGGCUGCCUCGGGAGGCUGCGUAGAGAGCAGCAUGCUCGUGAGCUGCAGACCACGGAAGCAAGGCCAGGGCAGUUCAGGGCUCCGCAUCUGUCUCCCCGGGACCCCUUCCACACUCUACAACUCUCAGUGCGAACUGGAACCCAGUUCUUUCAUUAAAAUGUGUGAACAAGGCCACGUCAUCGUAAGGACUGGUCUGAGUUGGAUUAUGACGAAUCCCUCCAGAUUCACAGGAAAGAGGUCAGGUCACAUUGAUUCUUCUGCUGUGGGGCUCUUCUCGGGAAUUUAAGCUCUGAGUUAAGGCCAAGGGAGAAAGCAUUUGAAUUCAUUCGCAAUCACCACUCAGCACAAAUGCAGAAAUUCCUUGGAGGAUUAGAGUGACUGGCUGUCUGCGGACACCAGCAGGAAAGAAUGAGCCACACAGAGCGGAGCCCUGCUACAGACCUGUGACUUGUGACCUGUUCCUGCGGGUUAUGCCACUACACUCUGGCAAGGCAGAUAAGUAUGAGAAUUUCUUCACAAGCCCGCAUGUGUAGACCUGUUAGUGCAGUUAGCAAGAGAGCCAUACGGGUCCAGCUCCUCCUGGUUGGGAGGCAGACUGCAAAUGGCAGGUUCCCAGGCAGGUCCCUCACUUCUUGCUGUGUUUUCACGAUGUCCUCUCCAGCACUGGUUGACUCAACAUGAGGCUUCUGUCACCUGGUUCUCACGUUGCCCUGGGAGUGUGCAGGAUGGAGAGUAGGGUGCCUCCAUGUUUCCCUGCCACGGAGAGCCAAGGUGGCCUGUUGGGAGAUGUUGUUUAUACAGUAUGGAGAGGACAAAUGGCCCAUUUGCACUGGUUAAGAUGUUACUACUCACAGUCAUGCAGGUGAGAAAAACCAAAGCAUUCAGGAGACAGGCAUAAGCAGAGAAGAUGCUAAUAUUUUGCACCUGCUCCCCAUAAAGUUAAUGUGGCUCUGUCUUGACAUAGGAAAAUUCAGCUGAAAGGGGCGUGUGUGUGUGUGUGUGUGUGUGUGUGUGUGUGUGUGCGCGCGCGCGCGCGCGCCCCAGCUUUCAGGUCAGAGACAGUCCUCCUCUCUAUGAUACAGAGAACUUUGAGUGAGUUAGAGGACCUGCCUAGGAUUGCAACGAUGACUGAAGAAUUGAUCUUAAAUUCUUGCAAUAACAAAAUCCUGCUUUCUUGACCAUUUGGACUCAGUUUCCCAUCUAAGUUGGGGGGAAAAAUUUGCAUUCCCUAUCAGCAUACUAGUUCAUUUACAUUGUGUCAUGUAAAAAUGUCUUGCUAGAAAAUGCCUGUAGGAACCCCGACCGCCCUAGGAGAGGAGUGCUGGAAAGUGUCAUAGUGGGGGUCUCACUCCGUCCCCUCGUAGAUUCUGACCAGACCUAAUGUGUGGGCUGUGGUGCCCUAUCUGUGGUAUUAAAGGGAUCCAUGUGAUUUACCUGGGCAUGCCCAGACCACAGCUCUGGAGGGGAGUGGUGUUCACUUUAUUCCAAUCCUGCUGAACAGAGGAAAUUUCCAGUUGCUAAAAAUCAAAGCCGCUUGUUCACUUGGGUGAGAAUUCUAUGUAUGGCAGACUUGGUGCGUAUGUACAUUAAGGGCUAUAUUUUUUAGCAUUUGACUUACUUGUGACUUGAAGUGUGUACAGAUUGCAUGGCCUAGAGGAGGCUUCUGUGGCCAUAUGGUAGCCUCAGUCAGCUUCCUUCAAAACUUCUCUAAGAGAGUCCAGACUCUCCUGUUGUCUUCCUGUACAACUUAUUCGAGAUAUGAAAAGCCUUUGAAAACAGCUAGCUCUGCAUUUUCAUACUGUGUGGAGUUUGUUAUGAAAUAUUUUUAAUACGACUCCUACAAUAACUAAACAUGAAACUGCCUGUUCUCUGAAACCCCAAAGAGAAAAGCUGCAGCUAGUGGGUACUAAGGUGCAAAAAACGUGGGGGGGGGAGAUAGUUUUCUAUCUGUCCUGUCCUCUGUACCCCCCAAGUCCUGAUUCUGUUGCCUCCAGCCUGAGCCUGCCCUCCCGAGGCACAGCCCCACCCUGUCAUUUCCGUCUGUCUACAGUCAGUCACCACCAGCAUGGAGAGGCUCAGCUGGUGAUGUUUCUAAAACAGACUUCUUUACUUUGAAGCAAACAUCUUUUUCUAAAGGUAGCUUCGCCAAUGACGCUGUCAGAUAGAUCUGCUUUUGCAAGUUUAAAAGAAUUCAAACUAUCCUCUUUUGAGUCUUUGUUAAAAAAGAAAAAAAAAAUCUCAAGCAAACCUAGAGUGGCACUCCAGGGCAUGUUGCGGAAGCUGGCAUGGCUCCAGGCUGUGUGCUCCAAGAACCCUGGCUCUGAAAAGAUGGCUGAUAACUGUUUCAUCUGUACUUUCUGUGCCCUCCUCAAUUCUGAGUUACAGUUUUCUUCUUUAGACAAACCAAGGCUUUGUAUGCUUCAAAUUCACUCUGUUGUGCCCCUCUGAAGAACUCUCUAUCCAGAAAAGGAUGGUCAGGGCUUUGGAUCGGCACCAGUUUGUCUCUCUCUGGAUGGCACUGUGCGGGGGAGGAACACCCACCUGUACUGGAACCGGAGAACAAGCAAGCCUGCAGCAUCUGAAGUUGCUGUUCCAUUUUUUCCUCGUGGAGCAGAGGGACACAGUGACAGUUAGAUUGCUUUCACUUGUGUGUGCUUAAUGUUGUAGCAAAUCCACAAAGAAGGGGACAAGUGGCUAUUCGAGGUGAAGCUUUCUAAGGAGUGAAUGUGUGCACAAUAAAGUUCAACAAGGCCAACUUUUCCCCCAGGAGCUUAAUGCAACUGAAUGGCAGUUAUUAUUAAAUAAAAUGCUUUUCUGUGUCUCUUCCGAGUGGCUGUCCCAUGAGUCACUUUUGGUGGGUGAAAGAUAGAAAGAGACAAGCCUAUAUGCAUUGACAUUCAGAAAGGUUAUGAUUACACAUGGAGAUAUUUUACCUGUGGAAGAGGAGACAGUUGCCCACAGAACUGAUGUUUUGGGGAGUUCUCUGUAUAGAUGUGUCUGGUGGUAAAUGUGGGGGUUUUCAUGAGAUGCCAAAGACUCUGCAUCGAAUCUCUUCUGAUUUGAUUAAUGGGAUUACUUUGACCUGCUGAAAGGCCUACCCACUCUUCCUUCCUCCCCUCCCCUCCCCUUGUGGUGAUAGGAAAGCAAAUGUUGAGUUUUUGAGAAGCUGUGCUGUGUUCCCUGUGGACUAGAGCUGGUGUGUCUCGAGCUGGUGUGUGCCAGCGCCCAAGCACCCGGUGCUCAGGUGCAGAGGAGAGCUUGGCCUGCAGCCCUGCCCCUGCACUCCUGGUGCAGACAGCACACACCACCCUCCUUCAUCACUGUACUCAACUCUGUGAAUAAAGCUAUGUGCUUCCUCCCUGA